GCAGCAGCAACUAAGUCGCCGUCGUAGUGUUGAAAGUUUCGUUCGCCUCGGUACGGUUUCUAAUCGCGGGGCGUAGCAGCAUUUUGUCGGAAUGUUAUUCGGAAGUGUGAUUUGCGGCACGUACAAAAAUAUCGUCACCAUUGCCGGCCGGAAGUGAUGUAUUUCGAGUGAAAUUCGUGCGCGAAAAAACGGGAAGAUUGGUGAAAUUCCAGCACCCAGUUUUCGACAUAUCCCCGAUCAUCAGUGCAGUGCGUACAGUGCAAGCAAAGAAGAUCGCAGAAACGGCAGCUAUACGUACAUAGUGAUAUAGGAUAGGGGCGCAGUGCGCUUGUGUAUUUGGCUAAUGACCAGUGUGCGGUUAGCUUAAUUGAAUCGGUGCUUUUCAUCGUAAUGCUAACCGGUUUAGGUUGCUCUAGUUUAGAGUUAUUUCACGAUGUUAUUCGUGAAGUUAAUUAAGAAACCAUUCAACGAAGGAAGAAGAAGUUGUCUGUAAAGUGAUAAUUGGUGUUAACCUUUCGGCGGAAACGUUCAAUUGCAUAGUGAGUGGAGUUAGCUAACUAGAAGAAGAAUAAUAAGAAAACCGUCCGCAUCAUCAAAGGAUGACCACAAGGAAAAAGAAACGUCAACAGGAAGGAGGCGGUUUUCUCAAGAAAGUAUCGUCGCUGUUUAAUCUGGAUACGGUCAACACAUCUAACUCGAACGAUGCGAAACAGCUAAACGGAGAUGCUGUUUGGGAGUAUGAAGAUAUUGUGCUGGCUCGGGGUUCGACUGGGCUUGGCUUCUCGAUAGCCGGUGGAACAGAUAAUCCGCACAUCAAUUUGGAUGCAUCCAUAUAUAUCACAAAGGUGAUUCCGGGGGGAGCUGCCUAUGCAGAUGGACGACUGCAGGUGAAUGACUGUAUCGUUUCCGUCAACGAUAUGUCGGUGGUGAAUGUAACCCACGGAGAAGCGGUGGAUGCACUGAAGAAAGCUGGGGAAAGAGUGACGUUGCACAUUCGUCGGAAAAGGCCUCCGGCGCAAGCACCCAAGCAGGAGGAAAUAGAAUUGAUUAAGGGUAACAAGGGUUUAGGAUUCUCGAUUGCUGGAGGAAUAGGCAAUCAGCACAUCCCGGGAGAUAAUGGCAUCUACGUGACGAAGAUAAUGGAUGGUGGGGCGGCCCACGUCGAUGGAAGGCUUGCCGUCGGCGAUAAGCUGAUUGCCGUGCGAACCAGCGACGAGGAGCGGAAUCUCGAGAAUGUGGUCCACGAAGAAGCCGUCGCCACGCUGAAGGCCAUCACCAACAAGGCGACGCUGAUCGUGCAGAAGACCAACAUUUUGCAGGCGCUGGCCAAUUCGAUCGGGAAUUUGAACUCGCUUUCCACUAGUGCAAUGAAUCAGGUCGGCCAAAGUGUGGUCGAUCAUGCGGCACUGAGCGGCGGUGGUGGGGAUCUUCGGUCCCACUCGCCCCUGCUGGAUAAUGCCUCCUCACGGUACGCGUCCUCGAAUCUGCUGGAGUCGGGCCUACCGAUCGGAACGCCGCGAGCCGUUAGUCACGAGGAUAUUUCGAGGGAGCCUAGAACAAUAGUCAUUCAGAAGGGUCCUUCAGGAUUGGGAUUCAAUAUAGUCGGCGGCGAGGAUGGGCAGGGGAUCUUUGUGUCAUACGUGCUUGCCGGCGGUGCGGCUGAUAUUGGAGGUGAACUGAAGCGGGGCGAUCAGUUGAUGAGCGUAAACGGUGUUAGCUUGAACGGUGCUUCUCACGAGGAUGCUGCCCAGGCACUGAAGAAUGCUGGUGGCACAGUUACCCUGGUUGCGCAGUACCGACCAGAAGACUAUAAUCGAUUUGAGCAGCGAAUACAAGAACUGAAGCAGCAGGUGGUGGCCGGAACCGGAACCUUGCUGCGGACAUCACAAAAACGGACUCUUUAUGUGAGGACACUGUUCGACUACGAUCCGAACCGAGAUGACGGCCUGCCCGGGCGUGGAUUGCCCUUCCGUCAUGGUGACAUCUUGCAUGUGACGAACGCGUCCGACGACGAGUGGUGGCAGGCGCGGCGAGUGAUCGGCGACGAUGAGGACGAAAGCAUCGGCAUCGUUCCCUCGAAGCGACGCUGGGAACGGAAACAGCGGGCCCGCGAUCGGAGUGUCAAAUUUCAAGGCCAUGCCGGGGGGAAUAUGGAAAAGGUUUCGACGCUCGAUCGUAAAAAGAAGAAUUUCUCUUUCUCGCGGCGGUUCCCAUUCAUGAAGAGCAAGGACGAUAAGAACGAAGAUGGCUCGGAUCAAGAGCCGAAUGGCAAUGUGUGCGAUCAGAAUAAUCAUGAUUCAGAGCAACCUUUCAUGCUUUGCUACACGCAAGACGACGCGAACGCCGAAGCUGAGGAAAAUAUCCUCUCCUAUGAAUCGGUUCAGCGUCUGCAGAUCGGUUACACUCGUCCGGUUAUUAUUUUGGGCCCCUUGAAGGAUCGUAUCAACGAUGACCUCAUUUCGGAGUAUCCGAAUCAGUUCGGAUCGUGCGUUCCUCACACAACCCGACCUAAGCGGGACUACGAAGUUGAUGGCCGGGAUUACCAUUUCGUAGCGUCCCGGGAACAAAUGGAAAAGGACAUCCAGAAUCACCUGUUCAUCGAGGCUGGCCAGUACAACGAUAAUCUGUACGGAACGUCAGUUGCAUCGGUUCGUGAAGUAGCCGAAAAGGGCAAACACUGCAUCCUGGACGUAUCGGGCAACGCAAUCAAGCGACUGCAGGUGGCACAGCUAUUCCCGAUCGCAAUAUUUAUCAAGCCAAAGUCGGUGGAGUCGAUUAUGGAAAUGAAUAGAAGAAUGACAGAGGAACAGGCCAAGAAGACUUACGAGAGAGCACUCAAGAUGGAGCACGAGUUUGGCGAAUACUUUACAGCAAUUGUCCAAGGCGACACGAUCGAGGAGAUCUACAGUAAGACCAAGAACGUAAUCUGGUCCCAGAGUGGUCCAACCAUUUGGGUGCCGUCGAAGGAAUCUCUAUGACCUCAGGCCAACAUAACGUGGACUCUGCCACCGAAUAUGCGCGCCAGGCCGGUGUCCCGCUCCGGUUAUCAUCAUUGACGGUAGCCGAGGCCAUCUUAACCGCCGCCACCACCACUAUAGCCCUACCACCAUGAAGUUGAUGAUGAUGAUGACGAGAACACUCACACUCUUACUCUUACACGUUAAUGUACACAUACACUGAGCAGCUGUCAGACGAAGAGCGCAGCUGUGUGGAAACUAAUAGCAAAAGUGCUGCUAGUAGUUUAGAAAAAAGAAUAAAGAGCAAAACAUGUUGUUGUCUAUUAUUAUUUUUAAAUUAUAUAUUGAUGCGAGUACGAGAGCUUGGCGAGUAAGAUUUUAAAAGAAAAUUUGCAUUGAAUAUGGGAAAUUUAUUUAAAUUAUUUUGUUCGAGAAUAAUAAACCUAUUAACUAUUGAUGAAUGUUUAUUAAAUCAAUAUAUUUAUAUAAAAGAAAAAUAUAUAAAAUUAAUGUAUCUAAUAAAACAUGGUUUAAACUAAAUGAAAGUAAACAUUGAAUAGAUCAUGUAUAUUAAGGUAAAAUAACGUCUAUAGAAUUCUGCCACGGACGAGUUCGUGAAUCACAUCAACACUGAAGUCUGGUUGUUGGACUCUAACGUGUAUCUAGUACUGUGCUUCAAAAUUGUUACAAAUUUAGCGAGAAACACUAAGGCUAGUAAAAAGCAAAUAUUAUCCGCACCCUUCCUUCAUAACAGUUGGUUGAACAAAGCAAAUGAAACGCAUUUAACUAUUCGCCUAAACCAAAUUCCCGAAAUGAAAAUGAUCCGAAUCAGAACGUUUGAAUAAGUAGUCUAAUUUUUGGACAAUCAAAAUAUUUCCCGGUAAUUCUCAAAACUAAACUAUUACUAGAGAUACGAUUCAAGCUAACAAAAACUCGAAAUAUGACACUUUGUUUUAGUAGAAAAUAAACGGUUUUAUUUAUUUUAAUUUUGCACCAAUUCACCCACAAAAACAAAAAAUCCACACCCUGCACUUGCAUUGGAACAUGUGAAAGCUCACAGAAAAAAAGAAAAGCGAAACGUAAAUAACACCAUUCAUUUUAUGUUUUAGUAAGUAAGUAGUCGAUAGAAAGUGUAUGAAAUUGUCACCGGCUUAAGCUCAUCUUCGAAAAAAUACAACACAAUAUCUUUGACUUCGCAAUACAUACGUGCGCAGAAAGCAUGUACCAAUAGGCUCUGUUGUGUAAAGAUAUCGGGAAGCAAGUCAUUCGUUUCGAAUGACUUGAUCAACUUCGUGCCAAAAUUUUACACAAACUCACAGUAUAUUCAAUUUCGAUCGGAAACCAGCCAACAUUCGCGAGCCAUAACCCGAAACCGGACAGUCAGCAACAAUAUCGUGAACAAUGUGUCAUCAGUUCUCUUUCAUACCCUUCUACUGCAGUUAAAUGAACGGUCGUCAUAUUUAUCGGACGAUAUUAAAACUCAUAACGGUAAAACAAAAUGUCUUUUCAUUUAUACAAGUAAACUUCUAAAUCGAGCUGUAUAAUCCAAUUAGUACUGCGUAUAGUGCGGUAGUGCGACACCAGAAGGAAAUCAAUAACUAGAACCCGCAACACUUACAUUAGAAAGCUGCCUUACGAAAAGAAAAUCCCUUAAAAGUUUUAUAACGAAAUAUGAAAGAAUGCCGAAUGGUUUAACUUGUUUAGUGAGCCAAAAGUUAAUAAAUGAUAACUAUGUGUAAAUAAUGACUCAAAGUAUAGAUUGAGAAAUACGGAAAAAAGAAAAAAAAACAAAAUUUAAAUCGUAGCAUGAAGUAAAGCAAAAAAAUCGUUGAGACAUUUCUGAUUAGUAGAACCGAGGGGAGAAGCUAAUUGAUUCAAAAUUCCUCUCACUCAUACACUCUCACAUCAAGUGUCGAAAAGCAGAAGAAAAAAGUUGUUUAACUCUUGUAAUUGCAAUAAACGCGACAUAACGUAAACAUAGGU
Sabethes cyaneus is the source of this 4940-nucleotide messenger RNA. RefSeq names its product disks large 1 tumor suppressor protein (gene dlg1). The transcript has 15 exons. Gene Ontology annotation, molecular function: kinase binding. Gene Ontology annotation, biological process: chemical synaptic transmission. The coding region runs from base 600 to 2978 and encodes 792 amino acids. Lineage: Eukaryota; Metazoa; Arthropoda; Insecta; Diptera; Culicidae. The record is from RefSeq and is a predicted model, not a curated record. Gene Ontology annotation, cellular component: neuron projection; neuromuscular junction; postsynaptic density membrane.